Pezoporus flaviventris is the source of this 1696-nucleotide messenger RNA. It is a transcript of the gene ELP4, whose product is annotated as elongator acetyltransferase complex subunit 4. The transcript is spliced from 10 exons. Gene Ontology annotation, biological process: tRNA wobble uridine modification. Gene Ontology annotation, cellular component: transcription elongation factor complex; cytoplasm; elongator holoenzyme complex. The record is from RefSeq and is a predicted model, not a curated record. Bases 51 to 1265 code for a protein of 404 amino acids. Lineage: Eukaryota; Metazoa; Chordata; Aves; Psittaciformes; Psittacidae.
UUGAUUCUUCCCGGCGGCCCCUUUCUCCUGCCAAGCGACGGGCAGCCGAGAUGGCGGCAGCGGCUGGCGGGGCGUCGCCGUGUUGCGGGGCCACCAGUUUCCAGCGGAAGGCCGCGGCCGGCAGCCGCUUGGCCGCUGUGGCGGGCACCCGGCCCUCCGUUCGCCACGGGCAGCUGCUGCUCUCCAGCGGGCUCCCCUCCCUGGACUGUGUGCUAGGUGGAGGCAUAGCUGUUGGAACCCUUCUUCUUAUUGAGGAAGAUAAAUAUGGUCUUUACUCCAAUUUGUUGUUCAAGUAUUUUCUUGCAGAGGGAGUUGUCUGUGGACAUGACUUGUUUGUUGCUUCUGCUAAAGAGCAUCCUGACAACAUCUUAAAGGAGCUUCCAGCCCCUUUUCUUGAUGAGCAAAGAAAUGAAUUGGGAGAAGAAGCAACAGCUGUUAAGUCUGCAGAUUUUCAGGAUUCUAUGAAAAUAGCCUGGCGCUACCAAAAUUUACCAAAAAUUGAGGCCAGCCCAACAACAUCUACUAAGUUUGGUCAUUAUUAUGAUAUAUCCAAAACAAUGUCUCCAGAACUGUUUCAGUCAAUAAAAUGGCACAGUUUUUACCUUCCUGAAGAAUUGUCUUUACAGCCUACAGUGAAAACAUGUAAUAUGAACAGUGCUUAUGGAAGGCUGCUUCUGUCCAUUCAGAGGGUCAUUUACCAGGAAGGGUUUGAUGGCUCUGAUCCCCAGAAAAAACAAAAGAAUAUUUUGCGGAUAGGAAUUCAGAGUCUGGGCUCUUUGUUGUGGGGUGAUGAUAUUUGUUGCAGUGAUACUCCUGAAGAUAUUCAUAGCCUUACAAAAUUCCUGUAUGUUCUCCGUGGCCUCCUCAGAAAGUCUUUGUCAGCCUGUAUCAUUACCAUACCUGCUCACCUUAUUGAGAAUAAAGCAAUUAUGGAACGUGUAACAAACUUGUCAGAUACAGUACUUGGUCUUGAAUCAUUUAUUGGCUCAGAGAGAGAAACCAAUCCAUUAUACAAGGACUACCAUGGUUUGGUUCAUGUACGUCAGAUUCCUCGGCUUAAUAGCUUGAUCUGUGAUGUGUCAGACACGAAGGAUCUUGCUUUUAGAUUAAAAAGGAAGCUGUUCACCAUUGAGCGACUGCAUUUGCCUCCAGACUUGUCAGACACAGUGAGCCGCACAAGCAAACAGGAGCUGGCAGGAUCCGCCAAACUGCUGAGCUCAGGAUGUGGUGCUAUGGCCAUCGGCAAGAAGCACCUGGACUUCUAGUGAUUUCUGCUUAGCAGUUUCACUCAGAUUUGUAUGACACUCUAAUUAUGAGUGUUAAUGACUUAUAUAAAUAUUUUUCUUAAUGAUUUGACCCAGCAGUCUUUAAAAAUACAUGUGAUCAUAUGGUGCCACCUUUUUUUUUUUCUUUUUGUUCUGGGUUUUGUGUUUUUUUUAACUAAUUUUGGGCUUGUUUGGAUUUUACUUCUGUUAUGUUGGGUCCUGCCAUUGUUCUGCUCGACUGUAAACAUGCAGUAUUUCGUUCCUUUCCUUAAAAUAAAAAAAUUACUCUUACCAUUUCAUUUUUAGAUCGGGUCAUUUUUACAGUUUAAAAAAAAGGCUGUUUUUUCCAAUGGAAUUUUUAUAUACUUUCAUGCCAUUUUUUGUACAAAUAAUAAGUUGGACGAUUCAUUGAAAUAAAGGAAUGAAAUUAA